Amaranthus tricolor (Joseph's coat) is the source of this 387-nucleotide messenger RNA. RefSeq lists its product as uncharacterized. The coding region runs from base 1 to 387 and encodes 128 amino acids. The transcript has 3 exons. The record is from RefSeq and is a predicted model, not a curated record. Lineage: Eukaryota; Viridiplantae; Streptophyta; Magnoliopsida; Caryophyllales; Amaranthaceae.
AUGCCACCUGUGAGAGAGUUAGAAUUCAAGAUUAAUUUAGUUCUGGGAACAGGCCCCAUUUCAAAGGCACCUUAUAGGAUGGCACCUGUCGAGUUGCAAGAGUUGAAGGUACAACUUGGGGAUUUGUUGGAUAAAGGAUAUAUAAGAUCAAAAGAGGAUAUAGCCAAAACAGCUUUUCGAACGAGGUAUGGCCAUUAUGAGUUCACAGUCAUGCCCUUUGGACUCACUAAUGUGCAUGCUGUCUUCAUGGACCUUAUGAAUAGGACUUUUAAGCCUUAUUUGGAUAAGUUUGUUAUCCUGUCUAGUAUAACCGUUGCUAAAAAUAGCAAAAAAGUUCCAACAGUUAGUACUGGAACAGGAACUAUUGCUGGAGAAACUGCUACUUAA